AAUUUAGAUGAGCUUUUGGAACAGAUUAAUGUCAUUAAUGCCAACAUUUAUGUUGUUUGGCGUGCUAAUAUUUACAUAUAGCAUUUAUUACAUUGUAAAUUAUUCUAUUUCAUGUAGACCAACCUAAAACCCAAUUUUAAUGGGUAUACUUAUGAGAUCAUUAUAUUGCAUUGUAUUAUCAUUUUAUUCAUGGUAUCAAUGUUUAGGGCGAUGUUUCUGUAGCCAGGAAUAAUUUCAACGGUUUUCUAUUUUCUUAUUUUAGGAAACAAUUGAUGAAACUUGGAAGUAAUGGGAAAUAUUUAAACAAUAAGAAAAAGAUAGAUUAACAGAGGAAAAAUAGAGGAGAAGUUAAAAAUCUGUAAAAACAUUCAAAACAGAGAAUGAUGAAGAUAGAAGUGUUGUUAAUCUGGAUGCAGAAGAAAUCAUUGAAGAAGAAGACAAUGCAAAUAAAGAUCAGAAUCAAAAGGCUGUGUAAAAAAGAUUUUGCAAAAAAUGUUGCAUUCCUAAACCACCAAGAGCACAUCAUUGUUCAUAAUGCAAUACUUGUUGGUAGAGAAUGGAUCAUCAUUGCCAAUGGAUAAAUAAUUGUGUUGCCAGAGAUAAUUAUAAGAUGUUUUUCUGUAUGAUUUUUUAUGCAAGUAAGAUUAAAUUCAUUUAGAAGUAGAGGCGCUCUUUUAGUUUGGGUCACUAUUUCUUAAUAUCAAGUCUUUGAGCAAGUAAUUCAUUAUGAUGCUUCCGAUUUAGAACUCUAUAUUAUAGUGCUUCACUUUUAUUUUGUAUGCUUUCUUGCUGUCUUGAUAUCAGGUUUUUUUAUAUUUCAUGUUUAUCUUACAUCAUAAAAUAAAACAACACUUGAACAACUUGAAGAUAAACCAGAUGUAUUUAUGAGUAUUUAUUAUAAGAAAACAAAAUAUGAUCAAGGAAUCUGGCUCAAUUUUUAAAGUGCCUUGGGAUCCAACAUAUUGUUCUGGUUGAUACCAAUUUGA
Messenger RNA from Paramecium octaurelia, 986 nucleotides. The record is from the annotation of a GenBank genome assembly. NCBI's taxonomy places the organism in Eukaryota, Ciliophora, Oligohymenophorea, Peniculida, Parameciidae.